Molecule: messenger RNA, 2522 nt
Organism: Cryptomeria japonica (Japanese cedar)
Lineage: Eukaryota; Viridiplantae; Streptophyta; Pinopsida; Cupressales; Cupressaceae
Exons: 4
Coding region: 705-2345 (546 amino acids)
Biological process (GO): regulation of DNA-templated transcription
Molecular function (GO): transcription coregulator activity
Source: RefSeq, a predicted model, not a curated record
GGCAUAGGAGAAAUCCACUUUAGAGAGACACACAUAAACAAGUUGAAAAAACGAUUUAUAUACAUAAAAAGUAUUGAUAGUGCGACCUUUUUACCACAUUGAAAGAGAAAUAUGUAUCGUUAUGAAUUUUACAAAAGCUGGAGGUGUAGCUAUUUCAAACUAUAGAGCUAGGAAAAAAGUAGACUGGUCCACAAUCUGAUGAAGGACCUUUGACAGUGAAAAAUUUGUUGUCCCACCAUGAAAGGCAAAUGGGGUGAGGGGCGAAUUGGGGGAUAUGGGGGACCAUGAGAUUUUGAGGAAGGGUGUACUUCAUUAUGAAGCGAAGCUCCUCCACAUGAAAUCUGAUUUCCUGUCAUCUCAGUUGGAUUUGAUUUGAGUCAUAUCAGAGGCAGGAAGUGAGAGAGAGAGAGUGGAUAAUGACCAAAGCCUGAGCAAUUUCUCUUUUUCUUCCCUGGUUGUACACUGAAGUUGUAAACCACACCAGUGAAUUCAGUAUACGUUCUUAUGUUUCGGAAUUUGGGGCGCUUCCAAUUUGGUUUCUGACAACACCCAAUUGGCAUUGCACUGCCAAAUAUAGACAAGUUGCAUUUCUGCCUCAUUGGUGGGGUUCUGCAUUGCGCUAAGAGUAUUGGGUACGUUUGCUCUGAGGUUAUUGGCGCAGUUGGGAAAUUGUAGGCAGAGAGAGCCGGGGAAUAUAGAGAAUAAUGCCAAGGCCAGGGCCAAGGCCAUACGAAUGCAUUAGAAGGGCAUGGCACAGUGACAGACACCAUCCCUUAAGGGGAAGGUUGAUACAGGAGAUUUUCAGAAUUGCAGACGAGAUUCACACUCCAACUACAAGAAGAAAUAAAGAAUGGCAAAAGAAGCUGCCUUUGGUGGUCUUGCGUGCAGAGGAGAUAUUAUACUCCAAAGCAAAUUCAGAAGCAGAAUAUGUGGACUUGAAAACAUUGCGGUCCCGAAUAGAGGAUGCUGUAAAUAUUAUGAUUCGAAGAGAUGAAAGCACCGAGAAUGGUCAAUAUUUGGAACCUUGUGUGGAAGCGGCGCUAUAUGUAGGAUGCCCACCAAAGAAAGCAUCCAGGAACCAGAGGCACAUUUCAAGAUUCUGUGUAGGUAGCAGUCAAUCGUUGGCUACAUCCUCUGCCACUCCUUUGAUAGGCAAGUGCAAUGAUUAUGAGGGUUCUUCCUUGGUUAGUCAAGGAAAUACACAGGAGAUUAGAUUUACUAAUGCAGAAUAUUGUACUGGAGUUUCAUCUUCUUUAGGUUGUGAACAGUAUUCUAUAAUGCCCAUCCAUGCCACACCUGUCUGUCCAAGUUCAGUUGUCUGCACCCCUAGAGUUGACACAAUACCUUCCACCAAUGAUGCUAUCUACUCUCUUUCAAAUCCAUGUUCAACAGGCAACAUCAAUCGUAUCAGUUUUAACCGAGGAAUUCCUUCAGCAUGGAAUGGACCAUCUCAACAACAGCCAUUUUCUCGUACAAAUGAAAAAGGAGCAAUUGUGCAUCCUCUUGAUCUUCAAACUAGGUUUGAUACAAGGCUUCUUUGCAUGCCUGUUCCAUGGUCUCUGUCUUCUGCAUCCACGUGCAACGCAAUGUCAGCACCCUGGUGUGUAACACCUUCAUUCCAACUAGAUGUCUCAAACAGGCCUUCUAUUGGUUUCCCUUCUCAUGCAAUAUUGAGUCCUGUGGUAGCUGAAUUACCAACUCCUUGCAUGGAUUCUGGAUUGCAAUUUCAAGUGCAUCCAGUGGUGUUAAAAGAUAGCAUCCACACAGAGCCCAAUUCUGCAAAAUACACAACAGAAUUGUGCUCUUUUGAUGGCACACAUGGGACAUACAAAAGCUUUCAAAGCAGUGUAGAAAGAGAUUCAUCUGCAGAGGUGGACUGCAAAACAGCAUCUGAAGAUGCGUGUGAUCUACAUUUAAGAUUGGGCCCCUCAUCAAAUCCAUGCUUUCACGUUGCAACCACUGGGAGCUAUGAUAUUGAAGAUUUAGAAUCAAGUAAUUCUAGAGCAAAAGCUCAAGUAGAAGAUCAGGCUCUAGAAAUUUUAAAGGUGAAUGAUUCUUUUGGUUCUGGUUCUGAAUCAAAUCAGGAUUUUCAUUGUUUUUCUCCUUCUCUUAGUUCAGGAUUUGGUUUCCCAGAAGCUCUUCCAAGGGAAAAUAUAGGUCUACAUGUCAACAGAUACACAAUCAACCAAGCAACAGAUGUUGAAAUGCCGAGUCUGAAGCGCAGCAGAUGUGAUAAAGAGUCAAUGGUCAGUCAAAUAGAUGUUAAUUCAACAGAUCAUCAACAAAUGUGCGAAUUACAGAUGGGGCUUGGACUUUCUUUACCUGGAAGAAGCUCUGAUAUAUAGUCAAAUGAUACCUGGUGAAAAUGCAGGACUGUCGAAUAGAAGACAUAUCUUGCUGUUGUAUAUAAUGCUGACCCUUAGGGGUCAAUGCCCUCUGUCCUUAGAGUUCAUUUUCUCUAACUGGAUCUUGUAAAAUUAAAUGUGUUUUUAACGAAGGCUAUUUGGACAAUAUUCACUGCA